Oryza brachyantha (malo sina) is the source of this 1331-nucleotide messenger RNA. RefSeq names its product prohibitin-1, mitochondrial-like. The record is from RefSeq and is a predicted model, not a curated record. Gene Ontology annotation, cellular component: mitochondrion; membrane. Gene Ontology annotation, biological process: mitochondrion organization. The transcript is spliced from 5 exons. Lineage: Eukaryota; Viridiplantae; Streptophyta; Magnoliopsida; Poales; Poaceae. The coding region runs from base 75 to 929 and encodes 284 amino acids.
CCUCCGCCUCGCCUGAUCGCCUCCUCGACGCACCCAAAACCCUAGCUAAACCCUCGCUCCCGCGGCGAGGCGAGAUGAACCUGCCGAACCCGCCGGCGGGGGCCGCGAGCCGGCUGGUGAGGGUGGGGCUGCUGGGCGGCGCCGCCGUCUACGCCGCCUUCAACACCCUCUACAACGUCGAGGGAGGCCACCGCGCCAUCGUCUUCAACCGCCUGGAGGGCAUCAAGGACAAGGUGUACCCUGAGGGGACUCACUUCGUGAUCCCGUGGUUCGAGAGGCCGAUCAUCUACGACGUCCGCGCCCGCCCCAACCUCGUCGAGAGCACUUCUGGGAGCCGUGAUCUUCAGAUGGUGAAAAUUGGUCUUCGUGUCCUUACAAGACCCUUGCCAGAGAAGCUACCAACUAUCUACAGGUCCCUGGGGGAGAACUACAAUGAGAGAGUUUUGCCUUCAAUCAUUCAUGAGACACUCAAAGCUGUGGUUGCCCAAUACAAUGCCAGUCAGCUAAUCACACAGAGAGAGACUGUGAGCAGGGAGAUUAGGAAGAUCCUGACAGAGAGGGCUAGCAACUUCAACAUUGCUCUGGAUGACGUGUCCAUCACAAGCCUCAGCUUUGGAAAAGAGUUCACUCGUGCCAUUGAAGCCAAGCAGGUCGCUGCUCAAGAAGCUGAGCGUGCAAAGUUCAUUGUUGAGAAGGCUGAGCAAGACAAGAGAAGCGCGAUUAUUAGAGCGCAGGGUGAGGCUAAGAGUGCACAGCUUAUCGGUGAGGCGAUUGACAACAACCCUGCCUUCCUCGCUCUCCGACAGAUUGAAGCUGCCAGGGAGAUCUCCCACACCAUGGCAAGCUCAAACAACAAGGUGUUCCUGGAUUCCAAGGACCUCUUGCUUGGGCUCCAGCAGCUGAAUGUGGACAGCAAAAGCAAGAAGUGAAACAGUUUCUCUUGUCCAUGGGAGAGUACUUCUAAGCGAAUAAUGCAGUCUUUAGUCUAUGUCAAUAUCUGGUCUAGGACUUGCACCAAGGAAGAAUUUUUUUAGCACACGGGUGUAUAUACACCCAUUGUUUGCAUGUCAUCUAAAUAGUUAUCAAAAAAUAUGAAAAAAAUUGAUAAGAUAGUUGAUAUGAGUUCAACUGAACAAGUGGCAUCAUAUUUCAUUAUUGCAUUUUUUUGGGGUAUUUCCAAGUAAAGUGGAUGCAAUCUUUUUUGCUGCUCUAAGAAAUUAUAAUAUGAAUGCUCUCUUCGCUUCUGAUGUCUUUAGUUGCCAGUCCUUGUUAUAUUAUGAGUUCAGGCGCGGUAACGCAGGCUGUUUAAUUCAUGCAUGUUUCCUCUGUUA